CACGCUCUUUAGCGUCAGAUUGCUGAACUGAGCAUGUCAGUUGUGUAAAUAUGGCAUAAUAUCUGUCGUUAUAAGUUCAUAUAACGCGAAGGGAUCUGUUAUGGGAACGAAAAAAUCGAAUAGCUAAUGUAGAUACUUAGUAGCAGAUAGCUGGCAUGUAUAGUUAGUACCCGUUUAUUUUCUGUUGGCUAACAACGUUCUCAUAUUUCUCAAUUUGCUAGCUAGCUGUCUACCUAGUUGGUAAGUAGUAUAUCUAAAACUAACUAAGUUAAGAACAAGGAGUCAUUGAUAUCCGAGCAAUGUCUGUGCAUUUUGAGGAAAAAAGCGGUAUCGUCCCCUGCCAAACACCAUGGGGAGUGUGGUAUCAAACGAUGGAAGACGUUUUCAUUGAAGUAAACGUGCCACCGGGGACGUCUGCCAAAGAAAUAAAGUGUGUCCUCGAAAGUAAACAGAUACAUCUAUCUGUAAAAGGAGUUGAAAUAUUGAAGGGGAAAUUAUUUGGCACCACUGUUGCUGAUGAAGGAACUUGGACCCUGGAGGACAGGAAGCUGAUCCGGAUCAUUCUGAUGAAGACGAACCGGGAGGCGGGGAAUUGCUGGCAGUCUCUGCUGGAAGGGGAAUACUGUGCCAAUGCCUGGGUCCAAGACCAGAUGCAGAGGAAGCUAACUCUGGAGCGGUUUCAGAGAGAGAAUCCUGGAUUUGACUUCAGUGGCGCAGAGAUUUCUGGGAACUUUGCUGGAGGUGGGCCAGACUUCUCAAACUUGAAGUGAAAAGAUCAUCUUUUAAGAUGUUACACUGACAGACUAAAGCAGACAUGCAAAGAAGUCUUUUUUUCCUCUACUGUCCCAUGAGGGGGAAUUAAAAUGUGCUCCAGUUCUGAACACAACCUGAAAACUUCUGCCAUGACAUUGUGUUCUGUGAACUUUUGGAGCGGAAUAUUAGGAGUAUGGUUAAAUAUGCAUUUGAGACACAAGACUUAGGGUCAUCAUUGUAUAGGACAGGCAGAUUUUAACGCCUCGUUUAUAGUUCCAGUACCACACCAUGAGCCUUGUGUGAAAAAAGUUGUAUAGUAUUCUGCAACCUUUCCAAGGACUCUUAAGCCAAAAGGCACCCAUGUGAAAAUGGGUCUGCAGCCGAGAGCUAAUGCACAAUGCAUUUAUUUUUCUGAAACUACAUUAGGUAGUUUGGUCACGUGUGGAUCUGCCACUACAGAUGCAUAUGUCCAACAUAAGCUCAGGUUUAAACCCUUCAGCAUAAAACAUUUUAUCCAACAUGUAGUUCCGAGAAUUUCUCAUUUAUCUACAUUUUGCAUCAGUAGAGCUGUGGCCUUUUCAAAUCUUGAUUUCUAAAAAUUUCUGUUUUUUGCACAUUCAAGUCAAGAAUGCAUUCGUAUAGGUAUUGGUUAUUACCCUUCAAACUUGACAGCUGCAACAUGCAUAUUUAAGGCUGUUCCGCUACUACCUGGGAGUGUCAGGGUCUGUGGAUUUGCAAUAAAUGGCUGUUAAAGGUGAA
This is a messenger RNA of Conger conger (European conger), 1512 nucleotides long. RefSeq names its product NudC domain containing 2 (gene nudcd2). The coding region runs from base 300 to 770 and encodes 156 amino acids. Gene Ontology annotation, cellular component: cytoplasm. The transcript is spliced from 4 exons. The record is from RefSeq and is a predicted model, not a curated record. NCBI's taxonomy places the organism in Eukaryota, Metazoa, Chordata, Actinopteri, Anguilliformes, Congridae. Gene Ontology annotation, biological process: protein folding.